Molecule: messenger RNA, 3665 nt
Organism: Haliaeetus leucocephalus (bald eagle)
Lineage: Eukaryota; Metazoa; Chordata; Aves; Accipitriformes; Accipitridae
Gene: MFAP3L
Product: microfibrillar-associated protein 3-like
Exons: 2
Coding region: 122-1270 (382 amino acids)
Source: RefSeq, a predicted model, not a curated record
UUUUAAACAUAAAAUUGCACAGAUCAAAGUAGAACUCUCCUGUGACUUCCUCACCUCAAGGGCCUGUGUUCAACAGAACCGAUCCCAGUUCCCAGCCAGUUGCGUAUACUACUGAAGGAAAAUGAACAUACUGAACAGCCACCACUUUUUGUACUUUCUGCCUACCACACGCCUUGUCAUCUUAUUAGCAGCUUUGACAACUGCUAAGGAUGUGACUAACAGCACUUUCAACCACACUGAGAUGAACGUGGGAUCUGUGCCUGUGGUGAUCUCCCGCAUCGACCAUGUUAUAGUCAAGGAGGGGAGUAGUGCCUUGAUCGACUGCAAUGUCCAAGGUAGUCCUAGUCCACAUUACAGAUGGUACAAUUCCAACGGCCACCUUCUCCAAGAGGAGGAGAAUAAAGCAGGAAAAUGGUGGUUUCUUGACAAUGGGCUACUAAACAUUACCAGCGUGUCUUUUGAAGACAGAGGUAAAUACACGUGUGUCGCAUCUAAUACAUAUGGCAGUGUUAACAAUACUGUGACACUGAGGGUUGUUUUUACCUCCGGUGAUAUGGGAAUCUAUUACAUGAUUGUCUGCCUUGUAGCUUUUACCAUUGUUAUGAUACUGAACAUUACUCGGUUAUGUAUGAUGAGCAGUCAUCUGAAGAAAACAGAGAAAGCAAUCAAUGAAUUCUUCAGAACAGAAGGGGCAGAGAAACUCCAGAAAGCCUUUGAGAUUGCAAAGCGUAUCCCAAUUAUCACUUCAGCCAAAACACUCGAGCUUGCCAAAGUAACCCAGUUCAAGACCAUGGAAUUUGCUCGCUAUAUUGAAGAGCUUGCUCGAAGUGUACCUUUGCCACCUCUCAUCAUGAACUGCAGGACUAUAAUGGAAGAAAUUAUGGAGGUUGUCGGUCUGGAGGAGCAAGGACAGAAUUUCGUACGGCAGACAGCAGAAGGCCAGGAAACCACUGAUACAGAUGAGCUGUAUAUGAUUCCGAAUGCUUUGAAGCGUAGUGACUCUCCCACAGCUGACUCUGACGCAUCGUCACUGCACGAGCCACCUCAACAGAUUGCAAUAAAAGUGUCAGUUCACCCAUUGUCCAAAAAGGACUGCAUGGACGGUCAGUCACAAGAAAGCAUGCAGUUGGACACCAAGGAAGAAGACACUCCUCAAACACCAGCACUUCCUGCAGAGCCCCCUCCUGAGCCUUCUGCUGAACUCAGUUCUGAUGACACAGCAUUGGCAAAUGACAAAAAUACAUGCAUUAUAUAUGAAAGCCAUGUAUGAUAGUUACUACUGAAUCUAUGCAUAGCAGGAAAAUCAGGUGGAGCUCUUUUAAAUAUACAUAUUGUACUUGCCGCUAAGCCUUACCUGGAGACUAUCAUAGCAAAAGCAUGUAUGUGGAUUAUUUGGCACUUUCUUCUCAGUUUGACUUUAGUUUACCAUGAUGUAUGGCAGAGUAAUUGCUAUUACAUUAAUAUUAAUUGCUCUUUUUGAUUAGGAGUAUUUCCAAGAAACAUUUACCUCAGCAAUUUCUAGGUUGGAGCCACCCGUAGUGGCCUCCUGGAAGUCAUUGGUAGUCUUUGAUGUAGGACACUUGAACUUACUAAACAUAAAACUGGUUUUCAUUUUCCUCCUUCACCCUCGUUAUUUCCAUCUAUUGCAUUUUUGCAAAUAUUAUCUUGUGAAUUUGAAAUAUUGCCCAAGAGGCAGCACUCUAGUAGCCAAAUAAAAUCCUAAUAGAUCCCAUUUACAAAGCCUGUUUGCUCAGCUGCAUUGUGAUUUAGAGGGCUAUUAAAGAAAGUUAAAAUGUUUCCAUUUCAUUUGAGACCACACUGCUUAGGCACAUGGGAAAUAGCUUUCCCUUUUCCAUGGAAUGAAGAUGCCAAUAAUUGUUUUUUUCACAUCAAGAAACAACUUUGAGGUGUAUUUUGCAGAUGGGAAACCCCAUAAACAUCUUACAGAAAGUUCCAGUCCAACAGCCCUGCAGAGGUUUUUUGAAUAUAUUUGACCAUUUUUUACUUUGCCAGAAGUUUAUAUGGAAAACAGCAGCAAAUAUGCAAGAUGUCUUGUUUUGUAGUAAUUUGGUAGGAGUAAGUAUGCACUACUUUACCAGAAGAUACACAGGUUCCUUAACAGUCCUGCAAAUGCCCGUAAUCAGCUGAUGACAAGGCUGAAAUGGCACAAGAGCCUUUUAUUGGGAUUCUCAAUUUUGUGCAGAUUCAUAUUCUGAAGAUCAAUCCUAAAUUCAUGUAUAAGCAUAAGGCUGAGAGUGUUUCAUCCAAACUAAAAAAAAAAAAAAAAAUUAUAAUCAAGUGUCCUGUGAAAUUACAAUGACGAUCACACAAACUAUUUACUGUGUUAUAAUUGCUUUGGUAUUUUAAGAACCUCCUACCUAUGUAGGAUGUUCACUGCUUGAGUACAUGUGACUCUACCCCAGUAAAGCUUUAAUGAUCACAGUGACUGUGGCAUUAAAAAGGAUCAACAUUUAUGCCAGGAAAUGCCAGGGGUGGAAGGGAAGUGAUAAUUUCUAUUGCAGACAGACAAUAAAAUGGACCUUCUCCGGAGUGAGGCUGGAAAGAAAGCACUUACAAGGAGGAAUUUGUGUAGGAUUAAUAGCAUAUUACUUAGUUACCUGACACACAUUUAAUUUGGAACUAAUGAACAACCUAUCACCUUGCAGUUUUUAAUACGGAAUGUAAGUAUAGAUACUCAAAAUAAAUCUGGAAUCAAGUAUAUUGCAGAAAAAGAAGUCACUUAGGUCUAUGGGGAGAAGAUGUGUGGAUGGCUCUCUGGACAUUUUAUUGACGUAGCCACAUCUACAUAAGGUGUCCAUUGGAGGCAAUCAGGUAUAUUAACUGCACAGGUAAUUGAGGCCAAACAAAGUCAAUGUUGCAGCUAUCUAAAAAAAAGCUUGAUAAUGAACUGAGGUCUUAUAUCAACUUCCUCAUGUUAAAGUGCAGAGCUUCCCUAGCAGUGUAAUACAGGAACACCCCAUGACUUAUGGAGGUGAUGCAGAGAAGGCUCCGUAUCCUUUCUAUGGUUAUUAAAAAAAAUACAUGUUUAAUAAUGGACUUCAGAUUUUACGACCAACUUGUGAAAAUGACAGCAUUUAGUUGCCUAAUAUUUGUUUGUGUUCACCACAGUGGCAGGCAUCUAUAUAAAAUGCAUUUGCACAUGCUCUAAAGGAAACAUGCAAGGGCAAAGUCCCUUUAGGAAUGUGGCUGGAAAUAUUUUAGUUCCAGCAAAGCAAUAUAAAUCUAGAACACAGGGUAGAUUAAGAGAAUACCAUAAAGAACCUCACUUCUGACCAGUGCGAUUGAAAAUACUACUGAUGUAAACUGUUAACUUCCUGUCUGAGUCUUAAGUACAUUUCUGUUUAGUGUUCACAUCAGUUUUUCAAGUUACUUAAUUUGCUUCUGGUGUGAAAAAGGACAAGGGCAGAAACAAAAGCAGGAACUUGCACUAAAUUCUUUUAAUUCACCUUAACCUCCUGAAAAGAGGGGGAUCUUGAUUUUUCUGCCUGUCCAGCAUUUACAAACAAUGCUCAUGCAUUCUAAAAUUACCUGCCUGGUGCCCAGCUAAGAUUACACAGAUGAGCAAGGAUGUUCUCCUUGAAAGCAUAAAAAUAACUUCUAAAUUACACUUUAAAAAAAAGAAAAAAGGAGUUUCAAAAUUAUUU